AUGAAGGUUUCUUGUCUUAUUCUCUUCCUUGGGAUCUCAAGAUGCUACGGGCGUCUUGUUGGUCAACCGAUCAAAACAUCCAGCGGCCCAGUUAGCGGCCACGCAGCGACUGUCAAUUCAGAUGUCUCCGUAUAUCUCGGCAUCCCUUAUGCACUUCCACCAGUUGGAAAUCUGAGAUUUAUGCCACCGAAGAAAUACCAUGGUGAUAAACCCAUUAAUGGAAGCAGUAUUGGAUACGCUUGUCCGGCCAACACACCAUUCGCCGCUCGUGGCAAUGAUCUUAACAAUUACGAUAUGGCCCUUGCGAACCUGACUGCCCAAGGAAUUGCGACUCUCUCGGACCUAUUUCAAGUCUCGGCAACUUUUAGUGAAGACUGCCUAACUCUAAAUGUCUGGGUUCCUGCUGGUGGGGAACCACACAAGGCUGUGAUGAUCUAUGUCUACGGGGGUAGUUAUACCGGAGGGAGUACUCAGAUUGGUUAUUACGACGGACAGCAUCUUGCAGCUGAACAAGAUGUUAUCGUCGUCACCCUCAACUACCGGGUCGAUAUCUUGGGAUUCCAUGGCGAUCCAGAGUCUGAAAAUCAUAACCCCGGAUUCCUUGACCAGCGGAUGGCUGUAGAAUGGGUAAGAGACAACAUAGGCGCUUUUGGCGGCGAUGUCUCAAGAUUGACGUUAUUCGGUCAAUCCGCUGGUUCUGCCUCAGUGGACCACUAUGCCUAUUCCUAUGCGUCUAACCCCAUCGUUUCUGGCUUCAUUAUGGAGUCUGGUGCGGCUGGUUUUGGGAAGGCCUUGCCAUCGAACAAUGCCGAAGCAUGGUACAGCGUCUCUGAUACUCUUGGUUGCGGCACAAACGCUACUUCUAGUCAUCAGGAUAUACUUUCGUGUCUACAAGCGAAGGAUUUCAAAGAGUUGUUUGCUGCAAUCGGAUCCAAUAGCUUCGGGCCCAGCGUCGACGGCAUCACUGGCUUUGCCGACUAUCCCGCUCUUUCGAAAGCAGGCAAAUUUGCUCAACUCCCUGUUUUGACUGGAAAUAACGAUUUCGAGACCGGCGCAUACAUUCCCUUAUUUGCUCUCAACGGCGUCACUCAAGACCAUCAAUUCUGGGUUGAUUACGCUAAUAGGGAGUUUGCGUGCCCGGCAGGUGCACGAGCGAAUGUCAGCGCCUCACAUGGUCUUCCUAUAUGGCGUUACCGGUGGUUCGGCAACUUCCCAAACACUCGCCUGUUCACCAACCCCGAUAGCGGCGCCUGGCAUUGCUCCGAGAUUGCCUUCAUCUGGAACACGCUCCCUACCGGACCAGGAAUUCCUCCGGAUACCGCGACGGAAGUUUCAAUUAGGGGAUAUAUUCAGGGGGCAUGGGCUGCUUUUGCAAAAUCUCCCCUGACAGGGUUGACGAAGUACAGGGGUGGAUGGCCUAAAUAUUCGCCUUUUGAGCCAUCGUUGAUUAGGUUGGCCUAUGAUAAUGUGACGGGCACGAAUGUUGCAUCGUCUGGAAUUUAUGACGAGGCCUGUCUCACGACCUAUCCCAUAGGCGAUAAAGAUCAUUGA
This is a messenger RNA of Pseudogymnoascus verrucosus, 1551 nucleotides long. RefSeq lists its product as uncharacterized. Bases 1 to 1551 code for a protein of 516 amino acids. Lineage: Eukaryota; Fungi; Ascomycota; Leotiomycetes; Thelebolales; Thelebolaceae. The transcript is spliced from 3 exons. The record is from RefSeq and is a predicted model, not a curated record.